Mycetomoellerius zeteki is the source of this 789-nucleotide messenger RNA. RefSeq lists its product as uncharacterized. Bases 204 to 560 code for a protein of 118 amino acids. The transcript has 3 exons. The record is from RefSeq and is a predicted model, not a curated record. NCBI's taxonomy places the organism in Eukaryota, Metazoa, Arthropoda, Insecta, Hymenoptera, Formicidae.
AGUAACAACUCUACGCUCUUUUUUCGUUGUUUCAUAUACAUUCAGCUGUCUUUACGAUGUUGACAGUUUUUGACGAUUAGGGAAUAGGAAGUUUUCAAACGGAGUAAACAUUUGGAAAUAUAAUCGAAACAAGAAGCAGCAGCAUGUAUCAAGUGAGAGAAUAUCUCUAUUGAAAUCUUCGUGGAAGUCGAUCAACGAUAACCAUGACACGAACAAACAGGAAAAGAUGUCGCAACAUAGAAGAAGAAUCUAGCGACUUUAUGCCAUUGAGCAAACGAAUUAACAAUCUUCAUAUCAACGGUUUAUCGGGCCUACGAGAGAACACGGUGGAGAAUAUGGAAACUGAUUGGGAGAGUGGAAAUUUCAUGGCGUCUCCAAGCUGCUCAGAGAUAUCUCAAAAUUCAUCGCCCAGAGGCAGUUGUGGUUCCAGCCAAAGCAGUUUUACCAGUGAUUACAGACCAGAUUUGGAUGCGACGGAAAAUCCUUUUUAUUACGAGAGCAAUAAAUUGCUCUUUUCUUUAUACAUGGAACGUAUGCAGAGGAGACCAGAUCUCUAUUGACGAACGCACGUUUCACUUGCGAAGGAUCUUGAGAUUUAGUCAAGCCCAGUAAACGAGAAUGGAUCGAAAUGGGUUGAAAUGGAUUCAGAUUUUCAGAGAUAUAGAUUCAGGAACGUUAAAAUGAAUGCUUUUCAAUCCUGAAUGCAUUUUUAUUCAUUUAUAAGAAUCGCAUGGAGCAUAUCUCUAUGCCUUUCAAUCUAAAAGUAAUAUCAGCUUUUUCAUCGUGUGC